Eimeria necatrix is the source of this 2919-nucleotide messenger RNA. RefSeq names its product TPR domain-containing protein, putative. Gene Ontology annotation, molecular function: protein binding. The coding region runs from base 1 to 2919 and encodes 972 amino acids. The record is from RefSeq and is a predicted model, not a curated record. The transcript has 5 exons. Lineage: Eukaryota; Apicomplexa; Conoidasida; Eucoccidiorida; Eimeriidae.
AUGUUGCUGCUGCUGCUUUUGGUGCUGCUGCCUUUGGCAGCAGCAGCGAGUUGGCUGCUGCGGCGGCCGAGUCGGCUGACUAGACAAGCUGCAGCGCAGCAACAGCAGCAGCAGCAGCAGAAGCAGCAGCAGCAGCGACAGGGAGAGGUGCUGCAGGAGCAGCACCGGGACACUCAGCAGCAUCCGCACGACAAAGUGGCCUCCAGCAGCAGCAGCAGCAGCAGCAGCAGCGCCAACAGCAGCAGUGGCAAGGCUCGCAGGCGCCGCUCUGCAGCAGCAGCAGCAGCAGCAGCCGAGGACGCAUGCUAUGGCAGCAGCCGAGGCGAAACAGACUCUUCACAGUCUGAAGCAGAGGAAGACUCUCUGCAGCAGCAAAACAGCUCAGCAGCAGCAUCUUCUGCUGCUGCUGCCCGUGCUGCUGCUGCCAGGGCGGCAGCAGCUGCAGCAGAUGCAGCAGUGAAAGCAGCAGCAGAUUUGGGCCCCUACAAGCUGCAGCCGCAGUGCGAGGCCGCAGACACGGGUGAGCAAGCGCAGCAGCAGCAGCAGCAGCAGCAACAGCAGCAGCAGCAGCAGCAAGACUGUGCUGCACACAACUCGCCCAGCAGCGCUGCUAGUGCAGCAGCACGUGUGGCGCACAGCCUCGCAGCAGCAGCAGAGGCAGCAACAGCAGCAGCAACGGCAGAAGUGGCGGCAGCAACUGCAGCAGCAGCAGCAGUAGCAGCAACGAAUGCAGACGAAGUUGCUGCUGAGGCAGAGGCCAUUGUUAUGGAAGCAGCAGCCACGCAGGGUGCUGCUGCUGCUGCUGCAGUCGCUGUUGCUGCUGAGUCUGCUGUUGCUGCUGUUGACGCCGCCUCCGAUGCUGAAGCAGCAGCCGGACAAGCGGCAUCAACAGCAGCAGCAACAGCAGCAGCAGCAGCAGCAGCAGGGAUGAACCUUCCAGUUGCUGCACAGACUGUUGCUGCUGCUCAUGCUGCAGGAGAAGCAGCAGCAGCUGCAUCUGUCGCAGCUGAAAGCAUCCAAGCAGCUGCUGAGGCAGCAGCAGCAACUGCAGCAGCUGCUGCACACGCAACUGCAGCAGCAGAUUCAGUUGCCUCUGUAGCUCGCGCAGCAGCAGCAGCACAAAGCCCGGCUGCCGCUCCUGCUGCUGCCCUUUCGGAGGAUGCAGCAGCAGCAGCAGCUGACACAGCAGCAGCUGACGCAGCAGCAGCUGACGCAGCAGCAGUUGACGCAGCAGCAGCUGACGCAGCAGCAGCUGACGCAGCAGCAGCUGACGCAGCAGCGGCUGACGCAGCAGCAGCUGACGCAGCAGCAGCUGACGCAGCAGCAGCAACGCCAGCAGCAGCGGAGGAGCUCGCAGAUGCAGCAGCAGACGCAGCAGCAGCCGCAGAAGCUGUGCAGCCGCUUGCUGCGGCAGCAGAAAACACAGCAGCAGCAGCAGCAGCAGCAGAUGCAGCGAUUGCUGCUGCAGCAGCUCCCGCCGCGGAUAUGGAGCCUGACGCUGCCGCGGAUGUAGCAGCAGAAGCAGCAGAUGCAGCAGCAGCAGCAGCAGCAGCAGCAGCAAAGAGCACAGCUGAGCUGCUGAGUGGAGUGACACUCAUAGGGGAUGUCCGUUGCGAAGACGAGCAGCAGCAGCAGCAGCAGCAGCAGCAGCAGCAGCAGGAAGCAGACACAGACUCAACGCAGCCUUCCACUGCAGCAACGGAGGCCCCGCUGCCGCACGCAGCCGAGGCAGCAGCGGAGCCAGCAGCAGCAGCAGCGGACGCAGCAGCAGCAGCAGCAGCAGCAGCAGCAGCAGCAGCAGCAGCGCCGCGGUUCGAGGAGCUGGACGGAGAGGAAGCAGAGGAGCAGCUGACAGCAGCAGAACUGAAAGAAAGGGGAAAUUGUGAAUUCAAAAGUGGAAAAGUUUCUGCUGCGCUGCAGUUGUAUGCAGCAGCAAUUAACAAAUUAGAAAAAGAAACUGAAGAAGUGGAGGCCCAGCUAGACGCCCUCGAGAUCCGCGCGGAGCAGCAGCAGCAGCAGCAGCAGCAGCAGCAGCAGCAGCAGCAGCAGCAGCAGCAGCAGCAGCAGCAGCAGCGGUGCGAGGAGGAGCAGGGGCAGCAGGAGGCGGGGGGAGAAAAUGGCGAGAAAGAACAGCAGCAGCAGCAAGAGGAACAGCAGCAGCAGCAAGAGGAACAGCAGCAGCAGCAGCAGCAGCAGCAGCAAGGGGAGCAGCAGCAGCAGCAAGACCCGCGGGAGCACCCUGCUGCUCAUUUGCUGCCAGAGAAAGAUUUGCUGCUGUACCGGCAGCUGCUGCAGCAGGUGCAGAAGCUUGACGAGAUGCAUGCAGUUCUCAAGAGCAACAGGCAAGCUGCUGCUGCUGCUGCUGGAGCUGCUGCUGCUGCUGCUGCUGCUGCGCAUGAGGCUUUGUGCCAUCUGCACUACGGGGCGUUUGACUUGGCCGUCGCGGACAGCACAGACGCCAUCCGCGCAAACCCUAACUACGCAAAGGGUUACUUGCGGCGCUUCCGGGGCUAUGAGGGGAAGAAGAAGUGGCAUGAAGCCCUCAGCGAUUUAAACAAGGCCAUCGAGCUGGACCCCAAACUAGCGGAGAGUUACGGGUCGGAGCUGCGUCGCGUGAAGCGCGAGAGCGAGCAGCAGUUCGAAAAAGAAAAAGAAGAAAUGAUUUCAAAAUUAAAAGAUUUGGGAAAUUUCGUUUUGGGAAAAGUUGGAUUAUCUUUGGACAACUUCAAAGUCGAACAAAACCCUCAGACCGGCAGCUACAACAUCCAGCUCUCCCCAGCUGAGCAGCAGCAGCAGCAGCAACAGCAGCAGCAGCAGCAGCAGCAGCAGCAGCAACGGCAGCAGCAGCAAGAACAGCAGCGUGGGGAGCAGCUUUUGCCUAUCUCAGCAUCCAGGGAGAAAUGCAAAGCUGAGGGCUGA